UUUUAUUUUUUAUUUUUGACAGCACAAGUACACACACACACCAAAAAAUGAUGUUGAAACAAACAUUAUUUAUCGUUUGUUUCAUAACAUUCACUUAUGCACAGAUGCCAAAGAAACCUCCUAUACUUCCAUUAACUGAAGACUUGCCUUACAUAAAAUGUGACGUAUGUCAAAAAGCUGCCAAAUCACUUUUUAAGGCUGUUCGACGUAAACGUGAUGAAGUGAAGCCAUUAAAGCUUGGGGAAGAGGAAAUAUUAGAAAUUGUUGAAAAAUCAUGCAAUCCUGACGAAGAGGUCUAUGGUGAAUGGAUUAACAAACUUGACAUUCUUGAGGUAAAAGAUGGUCUAAAAUUGCAGGAACAUACAAAAGUGGGCAAAUGUCGAGAAGAGUGCAAAACCAUUGCGAGAUCGUGUGAUGAAACAAUUGGUGAUGUGGACACAGAUCUAGGUGAAUUACUGUGGAAGAAUGAUUUAAAAUUAGCAUCAUUUAUUAAUGAAGUCUGUUACAGUUUGACUAGUGCUUGUAAUAAACUUCAGAAAAAGUUUGUCAAAGGAAAAAGAAAGGAUUUCAAGUUUGUUGAAAUGACAGAAAAAGAUAUUGAAGCUAUGAAGAUGAUGAGAAAUAUGAAGGGCAAACCAGGUAUGCCUGGUUUAGAAAUGUAUACACCAGAAGACCUUGAAAAUAUGAGAGAGCAACUUGGUAUAGAUCCAGCCGCAGAGUCCAACUUACCGUCAGGCAAGCAAGAAGAUGAUACACCUCAAGAAUUUCAUCAUACAGCACCAAUAGGUUUUGUUGACACUAUUAAAGCAGCAGGGUCAGACAUCAUUCAGAAAGUUAAAUCAUUUUUCGGUUAUAGCACCUCAAAGUCUGAACUUUGAAAUUUUUUAUCUUUCACCAACAUUGAAAACUGAAUCUGUGCAUACAGUAUGGUAUAAAGUUUUUGCCAAUGUACAUCAAACUACUGAUGUAAAUUUAAAUGGAACAAACAUUUUAUUUACAACAAAUCUUUAACUUUUGGUUUUUAUUUUAUAUUUCAUUUUUGUUUAAUAAUAUUAUAGGUAGAAUAAUACAACUAACUUUAUAGCAUGCAUACCUAACACUUUUAAGACCAAUUUUACUAAAUUAGCCUAAUUUUAAGCCUUAAUGAAAUAUUUAUUUUAGGAUUAUAUUGAAGUUAUUUAUAACAUAGAAAUUUUACUGUGACGAACCAAUGCAUAAUUUUUAGUUAGUCUUAUAUGGGUUACAUUUAUCAUUUUUUCUUGUGUUAGUUUUAUAUCAUCAGUAUUUUACUGUAAAAAAGGACCAACAGGUUCUAAAAACGUUAUCAUCAAGAGUGAUCUAGAAACAACUAUUUUUUUUUCUAUUAUGCAAAUUGACAUAUAUUAUAUGCCAAUUUGCAUAUAAUGUAGGUGUUAUAUGGUAGAAAAAAAUAAUUACGAAGAAGAGCUUUAUUAAAAUACUGUAUAAUGAUAAUGAUUUUUAAUUUCUUUGUAUCCCAACAGUUAACGAUGCUUUGAAAGAGUUGUGUUAUUUUACUGUGUGUCUUUUACACAUUAUAUUAUAAUAAUUUUAAAUGUAGCUUUCUAUAGCAUUCAUAUUGGUUAUCACUUUAGUUAAGGCAUUUGUGAGGUUUGUUAUUUUUGUUCUUUCCUAACUAAGCAUGAAAAUAUCAGCUCGAAUA
This is a messenger RNA of Hydractinia symbiolongicarpus, 1681 nucleotides long. RefSeq lists its product as uncharacterized. The transcript has 3 exons. The record is from RefSeq and is a predicted model, not a curated record. Bases 48 to 878 code for a protein of 276 amino acids. NCBI's taxonomy places the organism in Eukaryota, Metazoa, Cnidaria, Hydrozoa, Anthoathecata, Hydractiniidae.